Rhopilema esculentum is the source of this 3403-nucleotide messenger RNA. Its product is annotated as G protein-coupled receptor-associated protein LMBRD2. The record is from RefSeq and is a predicted model, not a curated record. NCBI's taxonomy places the organism in Eukaryota, Metazoa, Cnidaria, Scyphozoa, Rhizostomeae, Rhizostomatidae. Gene Ontology annotation, cellular component: membrane.
GAUACCAAUCUCUAAUUCUGUGUACCAGGUGUCUGUUUCCUAUGCGCUUGCGCACUAACCUCUAUUUUACCAAAAACAACAAGAAAGUAUGACAGCCGUUUCUUGAUGGUGAUUCCAGAAGAAAGGACUAUUCUAGAUAUUUAGAUACAAUGUCAUCCGCACCAUUUAUCAUAGAGCUAGUGGUUGCAGCUUUUAUAACAAUUUGUCUUCUUCAUCGAUAUGGAAAUUGGAGAAAGCAGCAUCUUAUUGUCACAAUAGCAGUCUUCAUUGCUUGGUAUUUCUCGUUCCUCAUCAUUUUUGUUCUCCCACUCGAUGUUUCUGCUACCUGUUAUAGGGAAUGUCAAAAACUACACCAUAGAAAGAAUGCUACAUCGCUAUUAUCCAAUGAAACAAAGAAAGAAAAUAAUUUUUGUGAGGUGCCCUGGAGCUAUAUGCCAUCAUAUGUUUUACCAGAUCUGUGGAGGGUUGUGUACUGGUCUUCCCAACUUCUUUCAUGGAUCAUUUUGCCAAUGAUGCAAUCCUAUGAAUAUGCUGGAGAAUUUUCUGUAGCUGGUAAAAUAAAAACUGCUUUAUAUGAAAAUGCAAUUUGGUAUGGCAGCUACCUCCUAAUAUUUGGAAUAAUUCUUGUAUAUGUUGCUGUACAUCCCAGUAUGCAGCUGAAUGGUGAGCAGUUGCGAAUAAUUGGAAUAACUGCAUCAAACACUUGGGGCCUGCUUCUUCUCAUUCUUCUAAUGGGAUAUGGCCUAAUCGAGUUGCCACGAACCGCUUGGAACAUGUCAGUGCCUGGGUUUCUACUUUCUCAGACAUUGUUUAAAAUUUCAAAAUUAAGCACAGAGAAAGAAGAUGUUGAAGAAGAAUUGACAGAAACCUUACAGACUGUGGUAAAAGCUUCCGAAGACAUUCGAUACAACAGUAGCCUUCGCAAGUAUAUUGAUACGAUCAUUAAAAAGUGUCCAGAUGCAAGUGAAGAUUUAUUUAGAACUGCGAAAGAUGACUACGUUGAUUAUAAUGACGUCAAUGGGAAAUCAGUUCAAAUGCACAGCGAAAAAUCGUUGGUCAGCCUACACAAAAAAGUCAUCGUGAUAACCCAACGAGCUCAUCGUACCAACGUUCAGUGGAACAUGCUGUUGCAGAAGGCAAUACGGCUGGAUGACUUGGAGAAAAAUAGAGAAAGCCCAGACAGAAUAUUCAAAGCAUCGUCUUUAACUAAUCAGCAGAGUCCAAGCACCCUAUCAGCAAAAAUUGAAUGGUUUUGGAAGCUGUGGCUCACACCUGCUUUGUUGAAGGGCGUGGCCCUGGUGCUGAUGCUUUUUACUGUCAUGCUUGUUUGGUCAGAAAUGACAUUUUUCAGCACUUCACCAACCUUGUCCUUGUUUGCGGUCCUCAUCAGAGUGGCGAAAACUGAAUACCUUUACUUUCAAGUCGAGGUGAUAUCAUUCUUCACUGUAAUGUACAUGUGCACCUGUACAUACUAUACAGUUUUCAAAAUGAGAAUCUUCAAUUACUACUAUUUUGCACCAAACCAUCAGACUGACGCCAAUAGCCUACUCUUCAGCGGACUACUGUUGUGCAGACUGACCUAUGCGUUGUCCUUGAACUUCUUGGCAAUGAUUCAUCUUGAUGGCCAUGUUGCUGAUACGGUCGAGCAGGCUUCAUUUACCGUUUUUAUGGGACACAUGGAUGUUAUUUCAUUUAUAUCAAAAGGCUUGAACGUCUACUACCCAAUGCUUAUUCUUCUAAUCUGCCUGUGUACAUACUUCAAAGUUGGAAGUCGCAUAUUACACUGCUUUGGAGUUCAGCAGUUUCUUGUCGAUGAAGAAUUAUCAACUGAAUAUGUGAAUGAAGGAAGGGACAUUCUAAAGGCAGAGAAGCGAAGACUCCAGAGGUUGAUAGGUGGAGGAAAAGGUUGGGUUCAACGUGGAAUGCAAAUACGGCAGAAAAUAAAUCAAAGCAGCCAAAGGAUUGAUGAUGCAAAUGGCAGCGAGGAUGAAAAUUUGGAGAAAAUCGAUUCACGGACGCAUCUUAAUGUUUCGCAUAGGCCUCAUUACACUGAGAAAGAUAAUUGUGACCGCGUGACACUUCUUGAUUCAAUGGAGCGUCAAACCCCUUCGUUAUCAGCACCAAGGACAACUGCUUACUCGAAGCAAGGGUCUCGUUCAGGUCCACCUCGAAAUCUCUUUGAUGACUUAUAAGACUUAUAAAUAGGUUUGCAUCAAUUUUGCUAUUUGAAAAUUGCAACGUUGAUCGACUCAAAACACUGUCUCGUUAGUGCAAGAAUAAUCGAAAUUGCCCUAAAUUUUCUAUGAUAUUUUUGCUCUGAAGAACAUUUCAAAACAGAUUGAAGCUAAAAUCAAAUGUUUCCUUUUGUCAAUUUGCUGCUAGCACGACAUGUUUAAACAUCGAUCAAGUUGAAAAAAGAUUAUCAUUAUAAUUAGGGGUGACCGUUACAGUUGAAAUAUUAGCCUCCCAAAUAGUGUCGACAUAAUGUUUUCUAACGUGUGUAGUAUUUUCAAAGUUAAGUUAAUUUUCUCGUUUAAUUCUGAUGUUUGAAUUUCUUUUAUCACAGAGCAUGACCUAUAUGAAGCCUCUCGUUCCUUGUAGGUUAAAAUUGAUUUCAUCAGAUUUAUAGUUUGGGUAGUGUAUUUUGACUGUACUGGACGAAUCAUUAUUUAGACUGCUCGAAAGCAGAAGUACUUGAUGAUUAAAUUUCAAUCUUUUCAUUGAGAGAAGUUAUUAACUGCUUUCAGCUCGAAUAUUCAAUUUUUUUUAGAAUGAAUUACAGUAUUUAUGUCUUGAGUAUAGAUCCCGAUGUGUGAUUUCUGUAGAGUCCCUGGUCCGUAAGUUUUUUUGCUAAUCUCCGACCGUCUAACUGCGGUGAAAUGACCAUUGCUUGUUGUGCAUGCUUAUUAUGCAUCAACAGUGCAUGGAAUUAAGGCGUUGCGCUGAUAGGCAAGGUACAAAACUUUUAUUCAUAUCAUCAUCACAGAAUGGUGUAUAAACUUUCCGUUACCCAUGAAACAAAAUCUCACCAAGUAGACCCCAACGAAAUCUGUUCUGUAUUCUCCUUACAUUAAGGGAUACUCGGUGGUGAAUUAGAAUAACUCUUGCCUCCAGACAGUGUAUUUCAAAUACUUCUGGGUAUCCCCAGUUCUCCAUUCAAUCUGGUGGCAGCUUACUGGUCCCAAUGCAAGUUUCUAAUCAACUUUAAAUAUUUCCCGUCAUAUUUCAGUGUGCACAGCAUAUAUAGUUAUGGAGACUGGAUGCGAGAAUAUUCCAUAUUUGGCAAAAACAGCAAACAAAGCAACAAAAGUUUAGAAGUAAACGUUAGUUAGUUUGUUAGCGUGCAUUAAUUAAAAAGAAAAAUAAGGGGGUCUUGUAGAAAUUAAAACCAAAUGUAAAGUUG